AUGACCGCAUCGUUCCCAAGAAUGCGGCGUGACAAUGAUGAUGAUCCCCAAGCCGAGGUCAAUGAAGAAAAGGAGAGCUUGAUUGUCGACAAUGCCUCGAUUCAGAGAAUGAAGGCAUUGGAGCAAGAGAAAAAGGAGCUAGAGUUUGCGCAAAAUUUCUCAGAUCCGACAAGACGACGAAGACGGCGACCCCCACCGUUGACUUCCUCCUCCUCUUCUCUAUCAUCUGUCUCGUCAGUGGACUCCAGUUUGAGUGAAUCUACAUCGUCGAAUGAACCAAUCUCGCGACUUUGGCAAAUAUUAUGUUGUCUUUGUUGCGACAUUCCACUGACGACAACAUUGCCACUGUUGGUGUUCCUGGAUAUGCUAGCAGUCGCUCUGGUCGUGCCGUUGCUGUUUCGCUACUAUCAAUCUGCUGGUGUCACUAGUGCGGGUUUGCGAGAACUCUUGACGUCCGUGUUUUCGCUGGCGCAAAUUGUAGGAGGACUCGUCCUGGGGGCUCUGAUUGACGCCAAAUGGGUCAAACGAAAGACGGUCUUGUAUUUGAGUUUUGGAGGAUCUGCCGUCGCCUACGCAUUGAUUGCUCUGGGUGGAUUGUCCGCGCUGGUAUGGAGUCGCAUUCUCGUUGGACUGGUCAAACAGACCAUGACCAUUACCAAAACCAUGCUAACUAGAGCAACAACCGAAGAGUCCCGAGCACAACACUUGGGUCGGCUCAGUGCCAGUGCCACCUUGGCAUGGGUGCUGGGACCGUCAUUGGGAGCCAUCUUGUUCAAAUAUGUCGAUCCACGAGCACCUCCCAUGCUGGCUUCCGUCAUCUUUUUAUGCAAUCUGGCAUUGGCAGCCAUCUUGUUGCCCAUGGAUGACGAUGACGAAGGGGGCGACAAUAAUGGUAUGCUGGAACAUUUGGACGAACCAGAAAUCCACUCGACUGGAGACAACAACGCCAGCAACAACAUUGACCGGUCAUGUCCCAAAAAAUGCAAAACUGCAACCUACAAGGCGACCACCAAAUGCCAGACCUGCACGAUUUCCUUUGUGUCCAACUUGAAGACGUGCUUUAGUUCGGCUACUCUGGGAUCGGUUGUUUGCGCCAGUUUGGUUGUGACAUGGGUCACGCGUGCUACCAACUCCAACAACCUCUCCACAUUCUACGAAGACCUGUACGGCCUGGAACCGCAUCAACGAGGGUACAUUUCCAGCUACCAACAAGUCUUGGGCUUUUUCAUUGAAUCUUGCUUCAUCGCCCCAGUCCUACGAUUCAGUGGAGGGGAACGACGAGCUACCUGCUUUUACUCCUUUCUCUUGGCCAUCGCUAUUGCCCUACAAUCCUUUCAUCAAAACAGUCUGAUGCUGUUUCUGGGAAUCGUUUGUCCCGUCACGUCGCUGGCGUACUCCAUCAUGUUUACCUCCCUUCAAACUUUGGUCACAACAGUGGCGCCUGUGGAAUCCAUCUUUUCCAUCUUGGCUGCCAUGGAUGUCUUGCAAAAUGCCGUGUCGGUGACUGUGCCAUUCUAUCGAACCGUGUUGUUUGCCAAACUGACGACGACGACAACAGAAGCAGAAACACACCCAACAACCAUGAUACAAGGGGAUCCGGAUCCUGCCGCGUGGCUCUUGAGCUGCACGGUUCAUUGGUUUGUGGCAGCCGCAGCUUUGGCAAUGUUUCUCUUAGUCAAUGAGAGCCAAUGGCACAAAAAGGCUGAACCCAAAAAGACGACAUGA
Molecule: messenger RNA, 1725 nt
Organism: Seminavis robusta
Lineage: Eukaryota; Bacillariophyta; Bacillariophyceae; Naviculales; Naviculaceae
Source: the annotation of a GenBank genome assembly